This is a messenger RNA of Trichophyton rubrum CBS 118892, 2610 nucleotides long. RefSeq lists its product as uncharacterized. The transcript has a single exon. The record is from RefSeq and is a predicted model, not a curated record. Gene Ontology annotation, molecular function: protein binding. Bases 1 to 2610 code for a protein of 869 amino acids. Lineage: Eukaryota; Fungi; Ascomycota; Eurotiomycetes; Onygenales; Arthrodermataceae.
AUGCGCCGGCUGACACUCCAGGGAACUCGGUGGCAUCCGCAUGCGCUCACAACAUGCCUCCCCCGUCGCGCUCCGUCGUCUCUCACCCUCCCUCGACCCUUUUCCGGUACACAAAUAUCCUACUUGCGCGAUGGAAAGCCAAAAGUGUCCGUCCGUAACUUUGAAAAGUCGAUUACCAACAGCAAGGAAUAUUUUGAGGUCGAUCCAGAUACACCGGAUGUAGUAGAACAUCGCAAAGCGAGAGAGAAACUAAAGAAGCUGGAAACUGAAUUAGAUGCCCUUAAGGAGGGACCUUUCGCUCUAGAUGGCGAGUUUAUGAGGAGCUUGUCUGAGGAGGAUAGAAAAAGGGCACUGGGAGCUAUCACAAAAUAUGCCGCCGAACACAAUUGGGAAGAGGAAGAUCGGAGGGACGAACUGCUCAAGAAUCGCAUGACGGCAGAGUUUGAUCAAGCGAUAAAUAAAGAAUUGGAGAGGCUAGAGGCGGAGGAGGAAGAGUUAUGGGAUCCUACCAAGGAACUGUCUGGCUCGACCAAAACCACGGAGCCCGUCGAGCAGCAAAGGGAAUCCUAUGAGGUUGAAUUGAAAGUUCCAGAGAGUCAUCAUGUCUAUGUCACAAGGUUCAAUAAGGCUUUGAAGUCAUUAAAAGGCACUCCGAGUCUUGCAGAGAAACAAUUCGCCUGGAAAUCGUAUCGCCGGUGUAAAGAAGCUCUUCCAUUCUUCCUUGAUAUCGCCCCAGAAGAGUCGAUAUCCAUGCUCUGGAAAUCACAGCGUUCAAGCUCAAAUACAACCGAAAAGAUACCUCUUAGUCACCUUAUUACUCUCGCCGAGGAUUUACUUAGCAGUGGGCGAAUUCUCGAGGCGGAGCAAUGGGCUGAUUAUAUGGAUGCUCUUCUCAUGGACGGGCAGCAGGAAAAGGCCCUCGCGCUCUGGAGAGAAAGGGAACCAGACUUGAACGAAUACACGCCCUAUGAGAAAAAGGAGUAUUGGAAUAUGGGAGUUCGCUUGUUUGUGGCCAAUAUGAACCCCAAAAGCGCUCAAGAUGCUGCAUUAUUAUGCAUAUCCCUGGACCCGUCCCACAGCCCCCGGAUUCUUAUUCCAGUUAUAAAUUGCUGGGCUCAGAGUGGCGAUCCUGAAAGUGAUGUCCGUGCCUGGACAUUAUACCUACACUUCAAGACAAGCCUGGGAACAGGAAUUACAAUGUCCGACUACGAUGCAAUAAGCGUUGGAUUCCUCAAUUCUGGCAAAGUCAAUAUGGCCUUGGCUGUCUUUAAAGAUAUGAUGCUUACAGACCAGAACUCGUCCACUGAGUCGGAUGCUCUUUACAAGGCAUCAUUAGGGCUUGUUGGAAAGCUCCAAUCCGACAGUAUCAACGAGUCGGAUGUCAAUAAGAUAUCGCUUGCAUCUUUAACAAUUCUUCCCCGGAAAUUUCAAAACAAGUUCUUCUACGCCAGCUGGAUCAAAAAGCUCAUUGGAAUGAAAGAGCUUGAUGCAGCGGCUAAAGUUGUUGAGCUUAUGUAUGAGCGAGGGGUGAAACCUGAUGCUAAACAUCUCAACGGCCUGAUCGGAGCAUGGCUUCGUGAAGGAAGCGGCUCUAGUAGACAAAAAGCGGAGGAACUUGGAUGGGCUAUGGUCAGAAAACGAGUCGAUCGUAUUUGUGGUAAUCAGCCAGAGAAAUCAUCUGUCAACGGCUAUUUACCAGAGGGAGCUACACCGGAGUAUGAACAACGGACUCUUCCUGACGCUACUAUCGAGACGUUUUCCAUUCUCUUGUUGCAUUAUACACGGAGAGAUAAGGAUGCGCUGAUAAAUCAUCUAGUGGAGUGCCUUGAUAAAGCCCAAAUUCGACCAAACACGUUCUUCGCCAACCAUCUUCUAUAUAGGGAGUUAAGGAAGCAGAAUAUAUUGGGCGUUUGGUCUGGAUAUAAGAGCACCAUGGCAAACAUCAGGCCUGAUCUUGAAACGUUUGCUUGCCUCUGGGAUUGUGGGAAAAUUCAGUAUGACAGGACACGCUCUUGUUUCAAUGCACAAUUCCCCAAUGCCCGCGCUUUAUACUCUGAAAUGAAUCAGUGGUAUUCAAACUUACCACCGCAACUCCAGAAAAAUACCCAAGAUGCAUUCUCGAAGGACCUCUAUGAUCAUAUUAUUCGAUGCUUCUGUCUUUCUCUUGACCCCGAAGGAACAAUCGUUGCUCUCCGUGCCAUGAAACAAACAUUUGGAUUCUUCCCUGAUGCCGAUACCGCCAGAAUCUUAGUAUUCCUUGUCGUUAGGUUGAUUCCUACUGGCGAUGAAGCAACUUUACCGAAACGACGACACAGACGUAUUUCUUCCACCCCCCGUGCGAAGGAAAACCUUCAAUAUGUCGGCAGUCUUCUUAACAAGUUGCGGGAGCAGAAGACAGUGCAAGCCGCUAAAGAGGGAAUAUACCUAGAUGAUAUGGAUCAAGAGUUCCACAUGGAGUUCGAGGUAGACCUGAUGUGUGAUCUGUUAAGACUGGUUUUACGAAGUAUGCCGAGAGACUCCGCCGAAAUUGAAGAGAGAAUACAAGCAGCAGCGCGGCAUAUGGGCGUGAGUGACCUUUACCUUGGUGAACCUCCUUCAUACGAUUCAUGA